Molecule: messenger RNA, 1011 nt
Organism: Carya illinoinensis
Lineage: Eukaryota; Viridiplantae; Streptophyta; Magnoliopsida; Fagales; Juglandaceae
Product: disease resistance protein RUN1-like
Exons: 5
Coding region: 1-1011 (336 amino acids)
Biological process (GO): defense response; signal transduction
Source: RefSeq, a predicted model, not a curated record
AUGGCCUUUCAAUUAGGAACUUCUUCCUCUUCUUCAUUGCCAUUAUCUCCUUUCAUCCCUUCACAAAAUCAUGAUGUAUUUUUAAGCUUUAGAGGUAAAGAUGUUCGCCACAAGUUUAUUGCUCAUCUAAACCGAGCUUUACGUCAAAGUGGAAUCAAGACUUACAUGGAUGGUGUCGACCUUGAGAGAGGGAAACAAAUUUCAUCAGAACUUUUUAAAGCUAUUGAAGAGUCAAGGAUUUCGAUCAUUGUACUUUCUAAAAACUAUGCAGAAUCCAAAUGGUGCUUGGAUGAGUUAUUGAAGAUUCUUGAGUGCAGAAAAACAUUCAAACAAACUGUUCUACCGAUAUUCUAUGAGAUAAAACCAUCAGACGUACGAGAUCAAAAAGGAAGCUUUUUAGAAGCAUUUACUAAACUUGGAAAGAAAAUCAAGGAUGACAUAAAGCUACUAGAGUAUUGGAAGGAAGCUUUAGAAGAAGUAGCCAAAUUGUCCGGGUUGGAAUAUAUAGCGUUCAGGGAUGAUGAGUCAGAAUUUAUCCAAAACAUCAUUGGGUGGAUCAACUCAAGAAUAGGCACAAACAAAGUUUCAGGCAUGAUAAUAGAAAUGCCUAAAGGUGAGGACGCAAUAAGCUUGAAUCCUGAAGCAUUUGUACAGAUGAAAAGACUUAGAGUAUUUAUCAAUCGUAAUGCAAGUUUUUCAAGUGGACCUAAUUAUCUCUCCAAUGAGUUAAGAGUACUUGAUUGGUUUGAAUAUCCGCUACAAUCUUUGCCACCCAAUUUCCAUGGAAAUAAACUCAUUAUCUUUAAAAUGCGUGGUGGCUUCAUCAAGGAGUUAAGCUUCAUCAAGUUUAAGAAUUUGACAAAUAUGGAUUUCAGUGAUUGUAAUUUCUUGACAAAAGUUCCAGAUGUUUCAAGCAUGCCAAACUUGGAGAAAUUGAUUGCCACAAAUUGUACAAAUUUAGUUGAGAAUUCUUCCAAGAAGCCUCAAGUUGAGAUCUUUAUAUGCACUUGA